AUGUCCCUUCGGUCCACCACAGGGUCGCUUUUGCGGAAUAGGAAGGUGCUUUUCCUCCUCUUUGUUGGCCUUUUUUUCACCGUCACCAUCCACACUUUGCACGGUCAAGGCAUCUCAGUCCAGUACCGUGAAGAAUUACCCCAUCAAAAAAUCCUCGACUACGAGACAGUGCACCUGACGCUUUUGGAGAACUACUUGGUUACCGAUGUCAGGAUCCAGAAGUGUGCCAAGGGCUUCUCGUGUCUGGCGCCCAAGCAGACCUCUGACAAGGCUGUUUGGCACAAGAUUGACACCAAGCUCAAUUUGCACGCCAAAUCCUCCUCCAUGUUCAACUACUACCUUUACGUGGAAAAGACUCACGCCACCAAUACCGGCCGCUAUGUCACCGACAUCCAGUUUACUCCCUCUGCCAAGCAGCCUACGGAUAGGAACAAGUGGUUUAGUCACAAGGUAGCAUCCUCGCUUUACAUCUGGAUCAAUUACAUGGAAGUCGCUGAUUUCGAGACGCCAUUGGUUCGUGACUUCAACAUUCUCUUUGGCACCCACGACAUGCAAGACUCCAGAGAUCACUGGCACUACCAAACCCUGCCCAUCACCUUGCCUGUUGAACAGACCAUCUACCCCCAUGCCUCGCUCUUGUCCGUCUCGAUCAAUGAGGAAAUGCCAAUUAUAAACCAGUCCAUGGAGUUCGAGAACGUUCUCAAGAAGAAUGGUAUAAUCACCACUGUCGAUCCCAAGUUCAAGAUUGCCCAAAUUAGCGACUUGCAUAUUGGUGUUGACCAGGGCCGUUGUAUUGGAGACGAAUGCAAGUUCGACAAAAAAACCUUGGACUUCAUUGGUAACCAGCUUGACGCUGAGGCUGACGUCAAGUUGGUGGUGGUCACCGGUGACAUGAUUGACUUUGAACGCGUCAAGCACCUCGAGUCUGCCGUGCUCAAGGCACUCUCCCCAAUCUUGAAGCUCAAGAUUCCAUUUGUGUUCACAUUUGGUGAUUCGGACUGGGACUGGGACAACUACCGCACGAAAAUCAAUAUUCUCAACUUUGUUGCCAGCUUGCCUCGCUGCUACAACAAAAACAUCAACCAUGUUGACCACCGUAUGCAUGGAUUGACUAACUACAACAUCAAAAUCUUCCAUGAGCCACCUGCUGCCGAGGGCACCACCUUCGAUUACAACCUGCUCGAUCUCUCGAAGCCUAAUGCAAUUGCAACUGUGUUGGAUUCGGAGCAUGUCGAGGUGGACAACACCCAGACAAACUUCAUGUAUCGGGCAACACUGCAGCUUCCUCCUGAUAUGGAGUACAGACUCUUGUUCUUCCACUACCCGCUUCCGAACUUCCGUCCUGACAAGGAGUUUAAGCUUAUCGGUACAUACAAUGAGAAGCACAAGCUUGUGACUCCCACAGACAAAAAGGUUCUCGACGAUGCCGUUGCGUGUGGUUACAAGGCCAUCUCUGUGGGCCACGAGCACGAAAAUGAUGCUUGUAUAUGGAAAACUGUGCAAGGCAAGGACAUUUUGCUCUGUUACAGCGGAAUCGCGGGUGAAAGUGGAGUGACGCGACUCGACAAGAAUUAUGAGAGGCGUUUCAGAGUGUUUGAGAUGAAUUUCGAAAAGCAGGCCAUGUUCAGCUGGAAGAGAAUGGCUUCCAAGUCUUUCGACCCACAAGCUGUCUGGCCUCUUAAUAAGUAG
This is a messenger RNA of Candidozyma duobushaemuli, 1689 nucleotides long. RefSeq lists its product as uncharacterized. The transcript has a single exon. Gene Ontology annotation, molecular function: phosphoprotein phosphatase activity. The coding region runs from base 1 to 1689 and encodes 562 amino acids. Gene Ontology annotation, cellular component: cytoplasm. Lineage: Eukaryota; Fungi; Ascomycota; Pichiomycetes; Serinales; Metschnikowiaceae. The record is from RefSeq and is a predicted model, not a curated record.